Heteronotia binoei (common prickly gecko) is the source of this 1419-nucleotide messenger RNA. Its product is annotated as N-acetyllactosaminide beta-1,6-N-acetylglucosaminyl-transferase-like. The coding region runs from base 1 to 1236 and encodes 411 amino acids. Gene Ontology annotation, biological process: transforming growth factor beta receptor signaling pathway. The transcript has 3 exons. Gene Ontology annotation, cellular component: membrane. Lineage: Eukaryota; Metazoa; Chordata; Lepidosauria; Squamata; Gekkonidae. Gene Ontology annotation, molecular function: acetylglucosaminyltransferase activity. The record is from RefSeq and is a predicted model, not a curated record.
AUGCUCCGUCGGAAGCCCCCCUGCCUCCUGGCCGUCGCGCUCCUGAGCGGCCUGGCCACCCUGCUGGUCCUGCGCCGCGGCCAGUGGCCCUCGACUCCUGCCGCCGUCGAUCCGGAGCGGCUGCUGCUGCAGAAGAGGUCUCCGGAGAGCCGUUCCCUCCGCCAGGCUUGCGAGGCGUUGACGAGCACGGGCAAAGCCUUCGUGUGGAGCGACCGGCCGGGGCCCUCCUGGAACGGCUCGGCCCCUUGCAGCCAGAUCUUGCUCGACGGCCGCUACCUGCCCCGCUCGCUCUCGGCCGAGGAAGCCGCCUUCCCCCUCGCCUUCGUCAUCGCCCUCCACAAAGACUUUGAGACGUUCGAGAGGGUCUUCCGGGCCCUCUACGCGCCCCACAACCUCUACUGCGUCCACGUGGACGAGAAGGCGUCGGCCGCCUUCAAGCUGCACGUGGGGCGGCUGCUGGACUGCUUCCCCAACGCCUUCCUGGCCUCCAAAGCCGAGCCCGUCGUCUAUGGCGGCGUCUCCCGCCUUCAGGCGGAUCUGAACUGCAUGCAGGACCUGCUGCGAUCCCAGGUCCGCUGGAAGUACCUGCUCAACAUGUGCGGCCAGGACUUCCCCUUGAGGACCAACUGGGAGAUGGUCCAGCACCUGAAAAAGUUUGGAGGGAAAAACAUCACCCCAGGCAUCUUGCCUCCUGGGCCCAUCACCCUCAGGACCAAACACGUCUACAAAGAGCACAUGAGCAAGGGGGCUUCCUACAUGAUCCGAAUGCGGGCCCUGAAACCACCCCCGCCCCACAACCUGACCAUCUAUUUUGGCUCGGCCUAUGUUGCCCUCACCAGGCCCUUUGUGGAGUUUCUCUUCCAAGACAGGCGGGCCCUGGAUUUGCUGGAGUGGUCCAAAGACACCUACAGCCCCGAUGAGCAUUUCUGGGUGACGCUCAAUAGGAUACCGGGUGUCCCUGGUUCCAUGCCAGAUGCUUCAUGGGAAGGUAACUUGCGAGCCAUUAAGUGGAGUGAUAUGACAAAACUUCACGGAGGGUGUCACGGCCAUUACGUCAGAAACAUUUGUAUCUACGGGACUGGAGACCUGAAGUGGCUGCUGAACUCCACAAGCCUGUUUGCUAAUAAAUUUGAACUCAGAACAUACCCGCCAACAAUGGAGUGCUUGGAACUAAUACUGCGGGAGAGAGCCCUCAACCAGAGUGAGGUACCAGUGGAACCGAGCUGGUACUUUUAGCCAAACCCUGGGGCUCCCUUAAAGCUGACGAGCAGAGACAAUAAUGGAGAGUCAACAUUCUGGAAGAACCAUUUUCCCCCUUGAAAACUUUGCAGUUUAAGGAUGUUCAAUACGGGUACAUUUUUUAAAAAAAACACUCUGAAAAUCUUUGCACUAAGGCUGGAAUAAAAACUCAAGGCGUUC